AUGUCGAUUCCGGUUCGAACCCAGCUAAUAAAUGCUUCAAGGGGCAUCCAUCCAAAUGACAUUCAUGGUCUUAAAAUAUGGCUAGAGGGACCAAAAUACUUAUUACAAGAUGAAUCGACUUGGCCUAAAAUCCCACAUAAGCUACAAAUUGCAGAUGAUGAUUCCGAAGUAAAGAGAGAGAUUAUUGUUAAUACCACCGCAUCGUACACAGGACCUCAUAUAGAAGACCUCAUUAACUAUUUUUCCAAUUGGGCAAUGUUGCUUAGAGCAGUUGCUUGGUUACUGAGAUUCAUAACAUAUUGCAGACGACAUCACUUGACUUUGAAUGAACAACCAAAACGAGGAAAUCUUACCGUUUCCGAGAUAAAGAACGCAACUUACGCUAUAGUACGACAUAUACAGAACUCAAGCUUUAAACAGGAACUGAACGAUAUUUACAAAGGAAAUCGUGUAAAAAGAGACAGUAGAUUAUCUACAUUAAACCCCAUACUUGUUAAUGGACUAAUCCGUGUAUAUGGAAGAAAUACCCAUAAAGAAUAUGAUACGUGCCCGAUUAUCCUUCCGCACGAUAGUCACGUGACAGAAUUGAUUAUUCGUCAUUACCAUAAUUCAAACGGACAUGUUGGUAAACAACAGGUACUUGCUGAAACACGGACGAAAUACUGGAUAUUAAAGGGACCGUGUACUAUAAAGAAAAUUAUCAGAGAUUGUUUUAUACGUAAGCGACAACACAGUCUACCUCUUAGACAACAGAUGGCACCCUUGAUCAAAGAACAGACGACCCCCGAUAAAUCCCCAUUCACCUAUGUCGGUGUAGACUACUUCGGUCCUUUGAUAGUGAAAUCAGGUAGAACUUGUUUAAAAAGAUACGGAUGUCUCUUUUACUGUCUAACUACAAGAGCAGUCCACAUCGAAAUAGCACACAGUCUAACAACUGAUUCUUUCAUAGCUGCUUAUCAACGCUUUACAAGUCGUCGAGGGUAUCCAGAAAAGCUAUAUAGCGAUAACGGAACGAAUCUUGUUAGCGGAGACAAAGAGUUAAAAAGCUCAAUAAAACAAUGGAACCAGUCUAAAAUCGGACAACUUCUUGUGCAACAUGAUGUAGACUGGCACUUUAACCGACCCUAUGCCAGUCACAUGGGCGGGUCAUGGGAACGCUUGAUAAGGUCAACGCGUACUAUUCUCAAAGCUGUUGUGAGACAACAACUCCUUACAGACGAAAAGUUAUUGACCCUGAUUGCCGAAACUGAACGAAUAAUCAACGAUAGACCCAUAACUAAUGCAAGCAGUGAUCCGAGGGACCCACCAGCACUCACGCCAAACAUGCUUCUUUUAAUGAAGUCUAAUCCUUGUUUACCAGUCGGCAUUCUUAAAAAGGAAGACAUCUAUAGCAAGAGAUGGUGGAGACAAAUCCAAUAUUUAGCGGACAUAUUUUGGAAAAGAUGGGUAAAAGAGUAUUUACCAACCCUACAAGCAAGGCAGAAAUGGCAAAGGUAG
This is a messenger RNA of Ruditapes philippinarum (Manila clam), 1497 nucleotides long. RefSeq lists its product as uncharacterized. Lineage: Eukaryota; Metazoa; Mollusca; Bivalvia; Venerida; Veneridae. The transcript has a single exon. The coding region runs from base 1 to 1497 and encodes 498 amino acids. Gene Ontology annotation, molecular function: nucleic acid binding. Gene Ontology annotation, biological process: DNA integration. The record is from RefSeq and is a predicted model, not a curated record.